AUGUUUUCUAUAAGUCCUUUUCCUGAUAUUGAUAUUAACUAUUAUUGUAAUAGGAAAAAUAUAUUAGAAAUAACAAAUAAUAUUAAUAACAGAAAAGGUAUUGGUGAUAUAAAUAGAGUUCAUGAAAUUUACAAUUUAUAUAAGGAUACACCAACCAGUGAUAUUGCUUUUCAUACUAUUAAAGAAAAUUUAUAUAAGGAACUAGUGAAUUUGCCUAAUAAAACUCAUCCUCUUGUUCAAUCAUAUAAGGAUGCCCCUAAAAUUGUGCAUAAAAUAAACACAAUACGAGACUUUGGCCAACAUAAACCUUUAGAAUUUAGUGAAAUAACACAACAUUUAAAUCUAAUGCGUACUGAUAAAUUAGGAUACACUUGUGGCAAUAAAAGUUACUAUUACUUGAGUGAAUUAGCAGAAUUAGAAGAAGCAUUAAUAAAAUAUACUGUUUCUACACUUCUGAGAAAAAACUUUUGUUUAAUAUCUGUACCAGACAUAUUAUCCAGUAACAUUUUAAGAAGCUGUGGAAUGAUGAUAAAUAAUGAUCGUACACAAAUAUAUUCUCUGGAUUCAAUACAUCAUGGACCAGAUUUAUACCUAUCAGGCACAGCUGAGAUGUCUUUAGCUGGUCUUUUGACAAAUUCAUUACAUUCAAAGGAAAAUUUACCUUUAAAAUUGGCAGCUGUAAGUAGGUGUUUUAGAGCUGAAACAUCCAAUUUAAUAGAAGAAAGAGGAACAUACAGAGUUCAUCAAUUCACUAAAGUGGAAAUGUUUGCUGUUACUUUACCGGAAGAUUCUGAUGAAAUGUUAGAGUAUUUAAGGGAAACUCAAGAAGAGCUGUUUAUACCAUUAGAUUUCCAUAUGCAAGUUUUGGAUAUGCCAGCACAUGAACUUGGAGCUCCUGCAUACAGGAAAUAUGAUAUUGAAGCCUGGAUGCCCGGGCGUAAGAGUUAUGGUGAAAUUUCAAGUUGUAGUAACUGUACUGAUUAUCAAUCUAGAAGGCUUAAUAUAAAAUAUACUGACGGUAAUGCUGUCAGUUAUGUUCAUACACUUAAUGGUACAGCAUGCGCAAUACCAAGAAUGCUCAUUACUUUACUUGAAUCACAUCAAGAUCCAAAAGGAAAAGUUAAUGUUCCACCUGUGUUACAAUCGUUUAUGAAUGGGAAACAAGUAAUUAGUAAAAAUUCCAAUGUACCUAAAUUAAAACUAAUAAAGACAUUAAAAAAA
Molecule: messenger RNA, 1221 nt
Organism: Brenthis ino (lesser marbled fritillary)
Lineage: Eukaryota; Metazoa; Arthropoda; Insecta; Lepidoptera; Nymphalidae
Source: the annotation of a GenBank genome assembly